UCAGCCUCCCAAAGUGCUGGGAUUCCAGGUGUGAGCCACCACAUCCAGCUAAAGGAGGUCACUUUUGCACUGAGACUUGAAAGAAGUGAGAGAGCAAACCAUUGGGUUAUAUCCAGGAACGGCAUUCUAGGCAGUAGGAACAGCCCAUGUGAAGGCCCUGAGGCAGGAUGGUGACUGGCUGGUUUCAAGGAACAGCGAAGGGUCUGUUUUAGUGGAGCGAAGUGAGCAAGGAGGACAGGUCCAUACAGGGCGUUUGUAGCCACCAAGGAGUCUGGUUUUUAUUCUAACUGGAACAGGAAGGAUUUUCAGUCCAGGAGAGGCAAGGUGUGCGGAUGGAGAGGGUUGAGAAGGGUGGAGGGGGAGGGUGCAGGUGCGGUGGUUCAUGGAGCCACCGUGGUGGCCUGGACAGGUGGUGGCUGUGGAGGUGGAGAGGAAGGCAUGGAUCCAAGGUGGUGGCAUCACCAAGCACCCACCAAACACGGGUGGCUGUGGGCCAGGCCUGUGCUGGCCACCUCUGUCCCCUGUCCCUCUGCAGGCCCACAGAGGACCAUGAAGGUGCUUCUCCUCACAGGGCUGGGGGCCCUGUUCUUCGCCUAUUAUUGGGAUGACAACUUCGACCCAGCCAGCCUCCAGGGAGCGCGAGUGCUGCUGACAGGGGCCAACGCUGGUGUUGGUGAGGAGCUGGCCUAUCACUACGCGCGUCUGGGCUCCCACCUGGUGCUCACUGCCCACACUGAGGCUCUCCUGCAGAAGGUGGUAGGGAACUGCCGGAAGCUGGGCGCCCCCAAGAUCUUCUACAUCGCAGCGGACAUGGCCUCCCCCGAGGCGCCCGAGAGCGUGGUGCAGUUUGCGCUGGACAAGCUGGGCGGGCUGGACUACCUCGUGCUGAACCACAUCGGUGGCGCCCCAGCCGGCACGCGAGCCCGCAGCCCCCAGGCGACGCGCUGGCUCAUGCAGGUAAACUUUUUGAGCUACGUGCAACUGACGUCGCGGGCGCUGCCCAGCCUGACAGACAGCAAAGGCUCCCUGGUGGUGGUGUCCUCGCUGCUCGGUGCGUGCACCCGGCCCCGGCUCUGCGGGACGGGGAGUGGGGAGCUCGAUGCGGGUGAGCCUGGAGUGUCUGGGCAGGCUUCCCGGACGAGGAGGAGCCACUCAGCCGCUGCUGUCCGCGCCCCCAGGCCGCGUGCCCACGUCGUUCUCCACUCCCUACUCGGCGGCCAAGUUCGCGCUGGACGGCUUCUUCGGCUCCCUGCGGCGGGAGCUGGACGUGCAGGACGUGAACGUGGCCAUCACCAUGUGCGUCCUGGGCCUCCGAGAUCGCGCCUCCGCCGCCGAGGCAGUCAGGGGAGUCACGAGGGUCAAGGCGGCCCCGGGGCCCAAGGCAGCCCUGGCCGUGAUCCGCGGCGGCGCCACGCGCGCGGCCGGCGUCUUCUACCCGUGGCGUUUCCACCUGUUGUGUUUGCUCCGGCGCUGGCUGCCGCGCCCGCGGGCCUGGUUUAUCCGCCAGGAGCUCAACGUCACGGCUGCGGCUGCAGCCUGAGCACCCGGGGGUGCCCUUCCACGUCCCAGACGACAGCGUUCCUCUCUCCAAUUGUCCCUGGAGCUAGAACACUCACAGAGACACCCCUGAGAGGGUGGCCACAGCCCAAGAUGAAGUCAUCAAGACAGAAAAGCAAAACCGAGAAAAUCGACGGGCACCUGGAACCAAUCACAGCUUCGGAGGUGCAGGUGCCCCGUGUUAGGCGCCUUUGUCGGGGACUUGCAAGGCCUCACCUGUUUGGCCAUGAUGGAUGAUAUGACUUCUUCCAUUUUGCAGAUGAGGAAACUGAGGCUCAGAGAGGUCACGCCACCCAUGAGCCACCCAUGGACCCCUCUCCAUCUCCUGCCUGCACCUCUAAGUCCCUGAUUUAUUCUUUCCACUCAUUCCACCUGGGAGGAACCCCCACAACUCCUGCCAGCUUCCCCUAGCUGGGGUCUCUGGUACUCUUCACACCUGCAGGGACGUCUACACUGUUCAUCUACCUGGUGGCAGGGUCUGAGCGGGAGGAGGAGGGAAAGAGUGUCUUCUGAGCUGGACCCAGCCUCCGGUUUGAGAGUAAAAACUCUUCUUCUCUUGCA
Molecule: messenger RNA, 2118 nt
Organism: Nomascus leucogenys (northern white-cheeked gibbon)
Lineage: Eukaryota; Metazoa; Chordata; Mammalia; Primates; Hylobatidae
Gene: HSD11B1L
Product: hydroxysteroid 11-beta dehydrogenase 1 like
Cellular component (GO): intracellular membrane-bounded organelle
Molecular function (GO): oxidoreductase activity
Source: RefSeq, a predicted model, not a curated record